Messenger RNA from Spirometra erinaceieuropaei, 360 nucleotides. NCBI's taxonomy places the organism in Eukaryota, Metazoa, Platyhelminthes, Cestoda, Diphyllobothriidea, Diphyllobothriidae. The record is from the annotation of a GenBank genome assembly.
AUGCAGGACGCCUGGACGGCUUGCAAGGUCGAGGAGAUCCGAGGGUCCGCGGACCGCAACGAAUGGAAGAAUUUCUUCUCUGUAAUCGAAGCUUUCUACGGUCCGCCAACCAAAGUCACCGCUCCUCUCCUCAGCGCCGAUGACAGUACCCUCCUGACUGAGAAGACACAAAUUCUACAGCGAUGGGCCGAGUACGUCCUCAGCCGCCCCUCCACUAUCUCCAACACCACCAUUGCCCGUCUGUCUCAGGUGGAGACCAUUGCCGACCUCGACUUCUCGUCCUUUCUCCGCGAAACCGUCAGGGCCGUGCAGCAGCUCUCCAGCGGUCAAGCGCCCGGAUCGGACGCAAUCCCUACUUAG